AUGGCAGGCGUUCGGAAUAGAACGUUACUGGUGAGUCGAUGUCGAUCAAUAAGCGCUAGAAAUCCCCUUAGUAUCAUGUCAUACAUACUUAAGAACCGUCUUUGUCCACCCUUCUUGGAAUCAAUAAUUUCAAAAUUUUCAUCUGAAUAUACAAGUAUCGUAUUCUCUCCACUUGGACGAAGUGACAGGAUGAGCACCUUCAAAGACAAAACCAUUCCUGUCCCUGGAAAACUCCCCAACGUCUGCGCAGAUGCCGAACGCGUUUAUCAAGUCCUUGAAUCGGGAGGUGUCGUUAUCCUACCAACCGAGGUGGGCUACGGAUUAAUGGCCACUUCUGCGGAAGCCAUUGAUCGGGCCUUCGCUGCGAAAAGACGCCGACCGGGUCACGCCCAGGGUAUAUAUGGAACGCACGAAUUGCACCGGGAGCUUCACGUGUUGGACGAGCGGCGGUUCGAAAUGACACGUGUGCUAGUCGAAGAUCUCGACAUGAGCUUCAUGGCCGUUGCGCCGAGCCGUGACGACCAUCAUCUUCUUCAGGCUUUAUCCCCACAAACGCGAUCGAAGAUCACCAAAAACGGCACCAUCGCUAUGUUCAUCAGCUGCAGCUCUCUUCUAAAAGAAAUUUGCAAACUGAAUGCCACUUCCGGGCAGCUCAUGGUAGGAUCCAGCGCAAACGUGUCCGGUGGCGGGCAGAAAUUCAGGGUCGAAGAUAUCGAAGAUGAACUCAAGGAGGCAGCGGAUCUGAUUGUCGAUUAUGGCCUUCAACGUUAUCAUGUGUAUGGACGAGCUUCACUCAUCAUGGACUUUGGCGAAAUGACCGUUUUACGAAUGGGGUCCUGUUAUGAAUUGUUCCGCGAACGAUUGCGAAAGUUUUGGGGAGUCGACUUGCCCGAGGAUCCUGAUCACAAAGUCACCCUGACGCAGGGUUAA
This is a messenger RNA of Penicillium olsonii, 930 nucleotides long. NCBI's taxonomy places the organism in Eukaryota, Fungi, Ascomycota, Eurotiomycetes, Eurotiales, Aspergillaceae. The record is from the annotation of a GenBank genome assembly.